UCCAGUGGCCAAAGAGAGCCUGUCAAAAAAGAGAAGUGGCCACAGGGGGGAUUCAGAGGGAACAAGGUGGCAGGAAAAGCUGGAGCCUAAUUGAUUUGACGUCCCCAACACCACCGCCAGUGACAAUAAUAAUUAUUUGCAAGCUCUAGCUGAGGGAACCAGUGGCGGAGAGGAAGCAGCCGCGAAUUAUGGCCCCCAAGCAUGGCAGCCAGCAGCAGCCAUGUGGCUGACGAUGAGGGUAAAUUCUUGGAUGCCAGUGGGUUUCAUCCUUUCCAGACUAUAGAACCGGACCUCAGCAUCUCGUGUUUCAUCAGCAGGUGGACUCUCUCACAGCACCCUCUCUUCAUGUGCCUCCACUUUGCCAUCCAGGCCUCCUUACAGUCAGCAGUCAGGUGACCCUUCCUUUCCCUUUGAAGAUCCCUGGCAAUCACCUGCAAUUCUUUCACCUGCCUCUUUGCCAGCAAUAGAGACUUGGAGAUGUCCCUCUUUGACCUUUGGGAACUGGAAGAUGACCUUGGUCCUGCACAGCUGGACAGAUGAGAAGUCAAGCAAACAUGAUGGAGAAACUGAAGAAUUCCCAGUCGCCUGUUAAGCCUGAGCAGCCAAGCCUUCUCCCACCAGCUGUUACUCCAACCCCUCUUCCUUCCCCAGAUGGUGGGGGGAAUGAUGUAGAGGCCACUGAGCCCCCCACCAGCCCCACUUCUUGCUCACCUCAAACAAAGGGGAGCCCUCCUGCUGAGGCUCCCCAUGCAGCACUGCCCCCCAAUGUCCCUGUCAUCAGCCUGGCCUACAGCAAGUCCCCCACUCCUGUUGAGGUCCCCACAACCCAACUCACUACGCUGCACCCCAUUCCUAACUUCUUGCAGUUCUCAGGUCUGCCUGGACACCCUCCGCCAUCCCUGCCUCUGACCGGAGUAAGGAGUCCACUUUUAGCCCCACAAUACCAGCCUCAUCCCUUUCUCAACAACAUCUACCUAGGCAACUCGGGGACAUUUGGCCUCUUUCCUAAUAACCGCCUCAAGCGGAGACCAAGUCAUUAUGAGCAAGACAUUACUGAAGGUCUUCAACCUCAGAAAGUGGCACGCCGGGUCUUCACUAAUAGCCGGGAACGGUGGCGUCAACAGAAUGUGAAUGGUGCCUUUGCUGAGCUUCGGAAACUCAUUCCCACCCACCCACCUGACAAGAAGUUGAGUAAGAAUGAGAUUCUUCGCUUGGCCAUGAAAUAUAUCAAUUUCCUGGUCAAGCUACUGAGUGACCAGGCCAGACUGGCUGGAGGGGAGACUGCUGAAACAACCAGCCCCUGCAAUGGCACUCCCAGGACUCCAUCACCAUCAGCAUCCAUAAAACUGGAACAGUUAACCGCUGAGUCAAUGACUGUGUUGGAAGCAGGAGAAUCACGGUGAUGUCUAGCAGUAAAGACCACCAUCGCCACCCUUUUCUGUGCAUCUACAAUGCUGCCCAUGUGGUUCAAGCGAGCAUCAGUGGAAACUCCUUGGCCUGCACAUCCCUUCCUUGAGUCCAUCACCCAUGGAACAGUCUGCCAUAAUAGGAUUAUAUUGACUUUGGAAGAUUUCAUUUGACUUCAGGAAUCCAAAAACAGAGGGAGAAGGUGCUGGAGUCCCUUUGACUGAGACAUCCAUUGAUGUCCAAUGGAAGCCUCAAAAUGUGGGGACUCUGGGAGAGAUGAGGUUUUAUGUACAAUUCCCUGGUUUAGGGCAGUAGGAAACUGCUUGAGCAGUUCUAUAUGAUAUCUGGUUUGCAUAAGAUACCCUCUAGCUCCUGUUGGCUGUAAGAGGAAGACCUUGAUGUCAGGCAGCACUAUAGCUGGAAAAGGUGCUCUGGAGUUUCAUUUUCACUGUUUGCUGAUUAGUGCUGGUUUUUAGCCUUAACACUGCUCCUGCCAACAAAUCUAAGCCAGUACCCCACAUAAAUAUUUGAGCCUGUACAAAAGGGCAAAAGGAAAUAAAAAGAAGUGGCAAGGUUAAGAAGCUGAGCUCCCAGGCCCAGUCUACUUUCCACCUUCCUCUCAAAAUGGGACUCUGGCUCGGUUAUAUCAGUGACAUCUUUCUAGAUGGGAAAAGAGCUACUGAAGGACUUCGAGCAUUCUUGUCAAUGGCUUGGAAAGCAAUGGCCAUACAGACUGUUCAGUGCAUCUGCUGUGCUCUGCCUAGUUGGGUGUUCAGCAGUAGCUCAGUCAAGGCUACAGGCAGUGGUUUGUGUGAGCAUGUCUUCUUUUUGACAUGCUUAUUUUCCUGCAUGCAUAAUGUUUUUCUUGGCAAUUUUUGUGCAGAAACCUUCGUUAUCAGUCCCAAAAAGCAAGAGCACCAUCUCUGCAGGAGAACUGGGCCUUAACAAUGGUCUCUUGUGAGCCAGGUGUGCUGUUGGGGAGUUACUCCAGAUGCAAGCAGUUAAGAGGGAGUAGGUGGUGGUGGUGCAGUAGCUGCUGUGUCACUCCUAAGGGGCCAGUUGGAUGGGUGGGAGGUUGCUGGGAGCCCACAGUUUCAGAAACCUUCUCCCUUCCUGGAAAGAGAAGGGCGGUUUAUGCUGAGUCAAUAUCUCGAACUUCUCCCCAAACCCUGGGCCCCUUACCAAAACCACAUAUGACAGCAAUGAUUCUGGAGGGAGGGAGGCCUGAGCUGCCUGUUAUCAGAUGAAGAAGUUUGCUGAAAGGUCUUUGGGGUGAAGGAAGAAGAAAGAUUACCAUAUCUACACACACACACACACACACACACACACACACACACACAAACAGCAGGACCCAGAUUUGCUUGUAAAGGAAAUUGUUCUCCGCUAAUAUUUGUUUUUAUUGGGAGGAGGAUUUGUAAGAUGGGAUUCUUACACUCAAUGCUGUCCAGACCAGAAGCUCCUUGGAACCAAAUUCUUCUAAGUUGUAUGAUGUUUUAAACUGAAGUCAAUGCCAUAAACAAAAAGAAAAGUAAUAUAUUUGGUGAUAAUUGUUGACACUGUAAAAGGUUGUGUGGGUUGCGUGCUAGAUUUUGAAUCUGAAUUUUUCACUGCAAGGAAAUGAUGAGGAACUACGCGCGCGCGCGCGCGUGUGUGUGUGUAGUGUGCUUGUGAAGUGAAAAACUGUUGAAGAUACAAAAGUACUGCAUCCUGAGGUGAUUCCUCCUCAGUCCUCUCUGACAUGCUGUAAAGUAUGGCAGUAGCACCGCAAUGGUUGGAUGAAGCCACAUUUCAAUGUCUAGAGAGGAAAUGGCCCAAGUAUGCCCACAGGGCCUGGUGUAUUAUUCUGCCAAUACCCAGCAGCUUACCUGAUAUCAUGCACAUUCCUUGGGUAGCUCUUCCUUGGCUACAGCCUAGUUACAUGCUAGAAAUUAACCCCCAACUACACAGAGCUGAAUGGCAAUUUGUGACACGUUCCUGUUCCUCUUGCCAGUUUUGGUCUCAUUCACUUUGCUGUGAUUAAGGAGGUUUUCCUUUUUUAUUCAACUUUCUGAGUUUGUAGUCUAAGCAAUCACUAUGCCUUUCUUUCUUCCUCUUGUCCACUUUCCAAGCAGUCCUUCAAUCACAGGAUGUUGAUUUUAUUUUAUUUUUUCAUAUUCCCUUAUCACGCUAUACUGGUUCUUGCUCUAGUCAGCUCAGUGAAAGGAUCCAGAAUAUCUGUUUGGGUUUGCACAGCAUACUGAAGCCUUAGCCAACUAUCUUUUAGCCCAGAAUCUAGCCAGGGUGGGAAAUCUUGUGGCCACCGUGUCAUGCAAAUCCAAGAAAGAUAGUAAACUGUAACUGAAUGCAGUCUAAGCCCGUGAAUACCCAUUAAUGUUUAUUAUCCAAUCAUUCUUUAAGUUAGUGACAUCUUUUGUUUAGCUGUUAUUGUUUAUGUGGAAUCUUUGAGGUGCCAAAAUCAAAUUAAACAUUUUGCUCAGAAUUUAGUGAAAAGAACAUGGUUCCAAGGAAAACAACUACCGGUAAUCGAAACAUAGCAGGCCCAGUCAGUGAACUAUUCUGCUCAGGCUCCACCAUAAUGAAUUGGAAAGUUUAAAGAAAGAUGCUGUUCAGCAGGCAAGAGCAACUUCUACCAGACUGUUAGAAUUGAUAGAUGUGCAGAGGAUGUGGUGUGUUUGUAUGUAUUGCUGAAAGGACCCUAUAAACCGAAGUAAGGUAGCCAUAUUUUUAAAAGCAAUGGAUGCCAUUAC
This is a messenger RNA of Pseudonaja textilis, 4154 nucleotides long. NCBI's taxonomy places the organism in Eukaryota, Metazoa, Chordata, Lepidosauria, Squamata, Elapidae. The record is from RefSeq and is a predicted model, not a curated record.